AUGCUUCGCUGGAUUUUUGGCUACUGUCGCGCUGCGCAGUUGCUUAAUGGCGCGAGCUGGCCCAACAUACCGCAGACAUCUGUCCCACGUGGGUUUAAUUCAGACAUCAAGAACCUAAGAUUUCUCAGAAUUGAUGUUGAUCAUCUCAGAGUAGAAAAUUGUGUAAUCCAACGAGUCGAGAUUGGUGUGUCUUUCCUAAAAGCACAAGCCCUACAAUUGUUACAUGGUAAAUCUACGCAAGGUGGCAACUUGGCAUCCCAUGUUAUCAAAUCUCAUCAUUGGGUGUUUGGCCCCAAAGUUGUAUUCUCAGGGAGGUCGUACCACUUCUUAUUUGGAAAUGCGAGGCCAAUCAAGAUAAACGAUCUGGGAACGGAGCUAGAAAGGUUUACUAGGAAGCCUUAUGUUCUUGUUGUCCAUGGGGCCAAGCAGGAGCUCUCCCUCCUGGAACGGCUGAACAUAAAACUUGAACCAGUUUUCAUUCUCGACACUGUCAAAGCCGCUCAAUUCCCACUACAGUUGUGGUACAGGAACAGUCUGAAGAAGCUGCUUGAGGAGUUUGAGAUUCCCUACUCGCAACUUCACCUCGCUGGGAACGAUGCACAUUUUACGCUCCGAGUGCUUCUCAUGAUAGCUGCCAGAGAUGCUGAGAUCUACUUGGAAGGGAAGAGUCUCCCCGACUGGAUUCUGGUUCUGAAAUCUGUUGCUCAGUCUCCGCUACCCCCGAGACCUGCGACUAAACGCGAGAUAGCAGCCAUGGCUGAAGCCGAAGCUGAACAACAGACAAUGGUCGAGGCCAAAAGACAAUAG
This is a messenger RNA of Fusarium redolens, 807 nucleotides long. RefSeq lists its product as uncharacterized. Gene Ontology annotation, cellular component: nucleus. Gene Ontology annotation, molecular function: nucleic acid binding. The transcript has a single exon. The record is from RefSeq and is a predicted model, not a curated record. The coding region runs from base 1 to 807 and encodes 268 amino acids. Lineage: Eukaryota; Fungi; Ascomycota; Sordariomycetes; Hypocreales; Nectriaceae.